Molecule: messenger RNA, 2779 nt
Organism: Nelumbo nucifera (sacred lotus)
Lineage: Eukaryota; Viridiplantae; Streptophyta; Magnoliopsida; Proteales; Nelumbonaceae
Product: protein PSK SIMULATOR 1-like
Biological process (GO): positive regulation of growth
Source: RefSeq, a predicted model, not a curated record
GUUCUUAUUUCUUAAGACUUGUGAGAGGUUAGAACGUAACCAUGGUUAGAUUUGGUGAAGAGGAAAGGGUUUGACCAGCUCCCCCUCCACCUCCUGGUCCUCCUCUGAGGAGCCCUCCGUGAGCAAAUGCGAAUUCCUUCUGUCAGUGGGGUUGGAUUCUUUAUUUUCAUUUUUUAAAUUUAUUUUUGGUGGGUGUGGACUUCCUUCUGCUGCAGCACUCUCGCUGUCCAAGACCUAUACUCUUUCUUCUUCGUCUUCAUCAUCAUCAUCAUCAUCAUCAUCAUCUCUCUUUCUCUCUCUUAUUGAAAUGAAGCAGAACUAGAGACCAGAAUAGCUGUAUUUUCUUACUAGGUUCUUAGUUCUUUUACCGAUCCACCUCUGUUGUGCUUUCCUGUUUGCAGUUUGAUUUUGAUGGACUGGAGAUACAAUAGUGACCAAAAUAGAAAUUGUGGAGCUUUCUGGUGGAACACGGGAUCAAAUUUCUGGAGCUGGGCAGGACGAAGAAGUGAGCUACUAUUUUUUGUCAUCGAUACCAUGGGAGGGCUUUGUUCGAGAAGAUCAACUGUUGAUAAUGCCUCCAGUGGAAGUUUCCCAAAUGUCAAUGGUCAUGGUGAUCAUAAGUCUGGUGUUUAUCAAUCUCCUGGAUUGUCAUCAAAUAUGGGUACUGAUUUGACUCCCCCUCCGGGGAGGGAAAACAUGGAUAAGCAAUUAAGGGAACCUUUUUCAUUUCCUGACAUGAAGACUGCAUAUGGAAGCAAUGAAGAAGUAUAUGAUGGGAUUCCACGCUUCUCUAGAACUUUGUCACAUAAAUCUAUAUCAACAAAAUCUAAGCAGAUGGCAGUCACAAAGGUUUCAGAGGUGAGCUCACUUUUGGGUAGAGCUGGUACUGCUGGGCUUGGGAAGGCAGUGGAGGUCUUGGACACACUUGGAAGUAGCAUGACAAAUUUGAAUAAUAGUGGAUUUGUGUCUGGGGUGACAACAAAAGGCAACAAAAUUUCAAUUUUAGCAUUUGAGGUUGCAAACACAAUUGUUAAGGGAGCCAAUCUUAUGCAGUCCCUUUCAGAGGAAAAUAUAAAGCAUCUGAAAGAAGUGGUACUUCCUUCAGAAGGUGUGCAACAUUUAGUAUCAAAAGACAUGGAUCAACUACUGAGGAUUGCUGCUGCUGACAAGAGGGAAGAGUUAAAGGUUUUCUCUGGAGAAGUUGUCCGUUUUGGAAAUCGCUGUAAAGAUCCUCAAUGGCACAAUCUAGAUCGUUACUUUGAGAAGCUGGGAACAGAACUUAUCCCUCAAAGACAAUUGAAAAAAGAAGCACCAGGAGUGGUGCAGCAGUUAAUGACCUUGGUUCAAUACACAGCUGAAUUAUACCAUGAGUUACAUGCCUUGGACAGAUUUCAACAAGAUUAUAGACGUAAGCUUCAGGAAGAAGAUAAUUCAAGUAUUGCUCAAAGAGGAGACAGCCUAGCUAUCUUAAGAACAGAAUUGAAAAGCCAAAAGAAGCAUGUAAGAAGUUUAAAGAAAAAAUCACUCUGGUCCAAGAUUUUAGAAGAGGUGAUGGAGAAACUUGUUGAUAUUGUUCACCUCUUACAUCUUGAGAUUCAUGAAGCCUUUGGUAGUGCGGAUGGUGAUAAACCAGUAAAGGGAUCCAAUAAUAACCAGCGAUUGGGGUCUGCUGGUCUUGCAUUGCAUUAUGCAAACAUUAUAACUCAAAUUGAUACUCUUGUAUCCCGAUCAAGUUCUGUGCCUCCAAAUACGAGGGAUUCAUUAUACCAGGGACUGCCACCUAGUAUAAAGUCAGCUUUGCGAUCCAAGUUAUUGUCAUUUCAGCUCAAAGAAGAGCUGACUGUUCCACAAAUAAAAGCUGAGAUGGAGAAAACUUUACAGUGGCUUGUUCCGAUUGCUACUAAUACAACCAAAGCCCAUCAUGGUUUUGGAUGGGUUGGUGAAUGGGCAAAUACAGGGUCUGAGGUGAACAGGAAGCCUACUGGUCAGUCUGACUUGUUAAGGAUAGAGACACUCCAUCAUGCAGAUAAAGAGAAGACGGAUGCCUACAUACUUGAAUUAGUAGUGUGGCUUAACCAUCUCAUCAGCCAAUCAAGGUCUGGCAUCAAUGGUGGCCUUAGGUCUCCCAUUAAAUCCCCAAUUCGUUCACCUACACAGAAGACAGUUCUAUCCAUGCACAAGCCCAGUUCCCCAUCAUCCAUGCUAACUGUUGAAGACCAGGAGAUGCUGCGGGAUGUCAAUAAAAGGAAACUGACCCCCGGGAUAAGCAAAAGUCAGGAAUUUGACAGGGUAAAAACCAGGCUGAGGCACAAUAAGCUGACCAAGAGCAACAGCCACUCACCAACAAGUGGAAAUAAAACGGAAUUCGUCCCUGUCAGGAGGCCGUCUGUUGCUGUUCCUGUUAUUGAUUUCGACAUAGACAGAAUUAAAGCCUUGGAUGUCAUUGAUAGAGUUGACACACUUAAAAGUUUAUAAUAGCCGCUGAUACACGUGGAUCAGCAGGGUCUACCUGCUGAGUAAUGUCUGAGUCCUUCAAUGCCAUAGGUAUGGAGUGUAAGAUAAUUAGGAAAUCAUGGUUUAUUAAAAUCAAUCACUUUGUAUGUGAUGAUAAGAGUUGAAUCAUGGGUGAGUUGUGUUGUAGAAGGGGUGUUGAUUGCUAUUAUCGUCCCAAAAUGGAAUGAGUUGCAAAUGGUUGGCUCAAUCAUCAGAGACUUUAUGUACAGAAUAUGUGAUCUUCCUAAUAAUUCAAGUCCAUUUUGUUUGUUCUUUAUACUGUAAA